AUGAGUACAGGCCGAAUUUUAUAUAACGUUGCAUGUAAAGUGUGCAAUGAUAAUUCAUCUGGUAAACAUUAUUCUGUUCAUGCAUGUGAUGGAUGUGCUGGAUUUUUUAAACGUUCGGUAAGACGAAAUCGAGCGUAUCAUUGUAAAAAUAAAAAUAAAUGUAUCGUUGAUAAAUAUCGUCGAAAUCAAUGUCGUGCAUGUCGUUAUCGUCGAUGUAUUGAAGCUGGAAUGAACAAAGAUGCUGUUCAAAAUGAACGAGGACCAAGAUCUCAAUCUGACAACCGUAAUUUGCCCGGAUAUAUCUAUACGAAUGAUACGAAUGAUUGGCUUCAUCGUCAACAAAAACAUCAAACACCAUUGGACAUACAGACACCGCCAGUAAUGCCAUAUGAAGCAUUUAAACCCGAUUUAUUUGUUUAUGAGAUGGCAGCUCGUAUUUUAUUUUUUAUGGUUCGUUGGUUUACAUCCCUUAAACAAUUUCAAAUUAUGAAUAUGAAAGAACAGAUUACGAGUUUACUCCAUUGUUGGCAUGAAAUAUUUCUAUUGUGUCUGGCCGAAUAUAAAUUUGAUGUACCAUGGAAAAGUAUUAUACAAACAGUUGAAAAUACAAGAGCGGAUUUUACCAGCAGUGAAUGUGUGAAACAAUUGUUUCUUAUGUACGAACUACACAAUCAAAUUAACCAAUUGCAUGUUGAUUACGUCGAAUUUUAUCAUUUAAAACUACUUCUUUUAGGACGUGCAAUUGAGUACACCACGUUUGGCCGUAAUGUAUAUGAAGAACAUUUAUUAGCAUUGAACGAAUAUGUUCGCCGUACUAUACCUCAAUCUGAAGAUUCAAAAACGAAUGAAGUGCCGAAAAGGUUAAAUGAUAUACGUUGA
Messenger RNA from Didymodactylos carnosus, 879 nucleotides. NCBI's taxonomy places the organism in Eukaryota, Metazoa, Rotifera, Eurotatoria, Philodinida, Philodinidae. The record is from the annotation of a GenBank genome assembly.